AGCAGUCCCACCCCCUCAUAAGAGAGGGGUCCGGACAGCCUCCCAUUUCUUCCGUUUCUCUCCCGUAGGACUUUGAGGCCAAGGACAGGCGCGGGCGCGCGAGGGGUUGAUGUCUGUUUUCAAUAGUGCACUGAAAAUAAACUCCUUCAUGCAUGGAAAGAACUCAUGAGAGGUGCAAUGGAUUGUCCUUACCCAAGCAUGUCCUGUUGGCCUUACUGUCUGGGUCUCGAGUCUGCUGUACAAUGUUCACAAAUAAUAGUGAAGUGGAGAGAAAUGACGCUUCUGUUUUUAAUGGUCUCCAUCUGCCUCUUUCCUCGGAGCAUGAGUUGUUUAUUAAGCAACACCAGUUAUGGCCACCAAAGAACAUUUGAGGAUAUUGAGAAGGAAAUAGCCCGUUAUUCAGAUGUGGCUGAGAAGAUUAUCAAACUUGCUGUUUAUGGCAAGGCCCAGAAUAGAUCUUAUGAAAGGCUUGCACUUUUUGUGGACACUAUUGGACCACGUUUGAGUGGUUCUAGAAAUCUAGAACUGGCUAUCCAGUACAUGGAUAAAGCUUUGAGGAAUGAUGGCUUAGAAAAUGUCCACUUGGAGCCAGUAAAAAUACCCCACUGGGAAAGGGGUGAAGAGAUUGCAAUGAUGAUUGAACCAUACAAUCAUACCAUUGCAAUGUUGGGGCUUGGUGGCAGCAUUGCAACUCCUCCAGAAGGUAUUACAGCAGAGGUGUUGGUAGUAAAUUCUUUUGAUGACCUACACAAGAAGGCUCGUGAAGCCCGUGGAAAGAUCGUUGUUUACAACCAGCAUUAUACCAAUUACGAUAAAACAGUGCUCUACCGACAUCAUGGAGCAGUGGAAGCAGCUAAACUGGGAGCAAAGGCUUCUCUUAUCAAGAGUAUUGCUCCAUUUUCUAUCAAUAGCCCACAUACUGGAAUGCAAGCAUAUGAAUCAGAUGUGCCCAAGAUCCCCACCGCCUGCAUUGCUAUUGAAGAUGCGGAACUGAUGGCCCGGUUGUUCUCCCGGGGCACUAAGAUAGUUGUAACUCUGAAAAUGGGAGCCAAAACAUAUCCUGAUGCUGAUUCCUUUAACACAGUUGCUGAAAUAACAGGCAGUAAAUACCCUGAGCAGGUUGUACUGAUUAGUGGACAUCUGGACAGCUGGGAUGUGGGGCAGGGAGCCAUGGAUGAUGGUGGAGGAGCAUUUAUAUCAUGGGAAGCAUUAUCACUUAUUAAGGAACUUGGCCUCCGCCCCAAAAGGACUCUGCGUUUAGUACUUUGGACUGGAGAAGAACAAGGGGGAGUAGGAGCUGAACAAUACUACAAGCUACAUAAAGUAAACAUUUCCAACUUCGACAUUGUUAUGGAGUCCGAUGAAGGAACAUUUAUGCCCACUGGCCUGGCUUUCACAGGCAGCAUUAAAGCUCGUUGUAUCAUGAAAGAAAUCAUGAAACUUUUGAAGCGUCUCAACAUUACCAAUGUUUAUGAAGAUGGUGGAGGAACAGACAUUAACUACUGGAUACAUGAAGGAAUACCAG
Messenger RNA from Python bivittatus (Burmese python), 1525 nucleotides. Lineage: Eukaryota; Metazoa; Chordata; Lepidosauria; Squamata; Pythonidae. The record is from RefSeq and is a predicted model, not a curated record.